This is a messenger RNA of Nezara viridula (southern green stink bug), 7851 nucleotides long. The record is from the annotation of a GenBank genome assembly. NCBI's taxonomy places the organism in Eukaryota, Metazoa, Arthropoda, Insecta, Hemiptera, Pentatomidae.
AUCUUUAGUAACCUCACUUCACAGUGGCUUGUGUUCCUAUGGAUGGGAUGUUACUGUAAGUAUGGCGGCACCCAUACUUAGGUGGAAAAAAGUGUCAGAUUCAACGGGCCCUCAACCCAGACCUCGACAUGGACAUAGGGCAGUUGCUAUUAAAGAACUUAUGGUCGUUUUUGGAGGUGGAAAUGAAGGGAUUGUUGAUGAAUUACACGUCUACAACACAGCUACUAAUAAGUGGUUUAUUCCGGCUCUUAAAGGUGACAUCCCUCCUGGAUGUGCUGCUUAUGGAUUUGUUGUUGACAACACUAGAAUCUUAGUUUUUGGUGGAAUGGUGGAGUAUGGCAACUACUCUAAUGAACUUUAUGAGCUACAGGCUAGCAGAUGGGAAUGGAAACGCCUACGGCCGAGGCCACCUCAAAAUCAUCCACCUCCAUGUCCUAGACUUGGACACAGUUUUACAUUGAUUGGGAAUAAGGUUUAUUUAUUUGGAGGUUUAGCGAGUGAUAAUGAUGAUGCAAAGGCGAAUCCUCAAAAUCCUGUUUCAGUACUACGCUAUUUGAAUGAUCUUUACAUGUUGGAAUUACGUUCUAACAACUCUACUGUAUGGGAAAAACCGAUUAUUUAUGGUACUUCCCCUCCUCCCAGAGAGUCACAUACUGCAGUCGCUCAUACAGAUUCCAAAGGCAAUUCUCGAUUAAUAAUAUAUGGCGGAAUGUCUGGAUGCCGUUUGGGAGAUUUAUGGAUCCUUGAUAUAGGUUCAAUGACAUGGAGUGAGCCAGUGGUUGGUGGUCCUCAGCCAUUACCUAGAUCACUGCAUACUGCUACAGUUGUAGGAGAAAAAAUGUAUGUGUUUGGAGGCUGGGUUCCUAUGGUAUUAGAUGAUGUUAAAGUAGCUACUCAUGAAAAAGAAUGGAAAUGUACUAAUCAAUUGGCUUGCUUGAAUUUAGACACCAUGAUUUGGGAAGAUCUUUCUAUGGAUUCAUCUGAAGAGAAUAUGCCUAGAGCUAGAGCUGGUCAUUGUGCAGUUGGUGUAAAUGGAAGAAUUUAUAUUUGGUCUGGCCGUGAUGGAUAUCGAAAGGCCUGGAACAAUCAGGUAGCAGUUUGCUGUAAGGAUUUGUGGUAUUUAGAAGUUGAUCGACCUAGUCCUAUGGGGAGAGUGCAGCUUGUCAAAGCAGCAACUGCUGCUUUAGAAGUAUGCUGGCCUGCUGUGCCUUCAGCUGAGUGCUAUUUAUUACAAGUGCAGAAAUAUGAUGUACCUCCAGCACCUUAUUCAGCUCCCACACCAACUAAGGUGCAGGUGACCAAAGUAGCUACUCCAUAUAAACCUUCUCUAACAACUGCAGGUAGUCGUGUUUCUCGGCCCUUAGUAAGGCCUGUUAUUAGACCUGUUAUAAGGCCAGUUCUUAGACCAGUUGGGAAGGCAGUUUCAGGAGGAGGUAUUCAGACUCCAGAACAACCACCUGCAGUUGCUACAGCUAUCAGUUCUCCAACUAUUAUACCAGUGAUCACUACCAAUACUGCAACCCAGGGUCAACCUGUAAAAAACACUACUACUGCAAAUGUUUUGAAACCAACCUCAAACCAAAAAUCACAGAUCUUGGUUCAAAAACCUGUAUCUCAAGGUCCUCCUCAAAUAGUCACUCUGUUGAAAACAAGCCAAGGAAUGACAGUUACGAUGCCAAAAGUUAGCCUUAUCCAGGGUAAAAGUGGUUCAAAUACAUCUUCAAAUGUUAAAACUGGAAUCCCCCAAGGUGCUACAAUUGUUAAGCUUGUUAGUGCUUCUACUAAUCAAGUUGGAAAUACUACAAAAGUUUUAACAACCAUGAAGACAGUUCCCUCUAAUAUGGUUACUGUUAAUAAAGGUUCGACUACUGGUUCUAAGCAGCAAACUAUAAUUAUCAAUAAACCAGGUAUAAGAAUGCCUUCAGGGCAGCAGUUUAUUGUCAUGACAACUGGAUCUACAAUUAAGCCGGUUUCUACAUUAACUACUGCACAAAGUUCUACUGAUAAAGGGAGUGCUUCUGUUAGAAUGCUUAUGAUGAAUCCUAAUUCCACAAAUUCCACCAUUGCUAAGCCAAUUACAAUUACAGUACCUGGUUCUGGAGGUUCUAAAACUCUUACAAUAACUGGCAAAACAUCUCUAGGCUCAGCAUCACAUAUUCUACAGCAGGCUAAUGCUCAAGGGCUGAAAAACUUAAGAGUACAGAUGGGUGAAAAAACAAUGACGUUGGUGUCUAAUAAUUCAACUCUUUGGGGAGGGACAGGCGAUGUCUCUAGUAAUGGAUCUAAUACUAAUAAUAAUCGGGUUGUAUUGCUUCCAUCGAAGCCUCAGCCUACGGCAACAAUUAGUAGUUCAACUGUGGGCCCUGCUUCUGAUGCAGCCUUAACAGCUUUGGCUGCUGAGGCAGGAUUAAUUGAUUCUCCAGUUGAUUUGAAUGUUAGAAAAAAAGACUCCGAAGACAACGGUAAUUAUUUAAACAAGGAAGUUACCGAGACAUCUGAUGUUAUGGAUCUUGCCAAGGAAUUGCAGCAGUUAAAAGAAGAUUCAAGAGACUUGCCAGAUCUGGAAUCUGUUAGAUGUGAUUCUGAUAUAGAACCCAAAUUGGUAGUCAAUUCUAGCUCUCCUUGUAUCCCACAUACUACAGAUCAGCUCUCUGAUGAUAUGGUUGGUUCACCACCGCCCGAUACUGCUGAUAUUUUGUCCAAUUCAUUACUAAUGGAUGCUAGUUCAAUUGCUGAUGAAGGGGAUGGUAGUAUGUAUACUAAAAAUGAUGAGACGAGUUAUAAUAAAAGUGAGGAAACUAAUUAUCCUAAAAACGAAAAUCCAGUCUACUCAAGAACCGAUUUGUCCUAUUGUUCAAGAUCAGAUGAUGCAUUAUUAUCUUCACAAAGGGACAAGGAAAUUUUGGGAGAGACAACCGAGGGGCUGACUACUCUUGCUACUGCUGAUGGUCUUACUACUUUGGCCACUGCAGCUUUAACUACUAACAUAUUUCCACAAUUACCAUCUAAAGAGGGAGAAAAAAUGGACAGUGAUAAAGAUUCUCCACCAUCUUCUCCUAGAAGCACUUCUUUAAAUACUGAAGAUGAAUUGUCUAAACUUAUUCAUCCAGAAAUAAAACCUGAAAUUAAAAAUCUAAAACCUGCUUGCAGUGAUAAAAAUGAGGCCUUAGCAAAUGCCAGGACUCCUGGUUUACCUGCAGCACCUUCAUCUAUAAAAAUAUCCAAGUCACCUGAGGGAGCUCAUAUUAGUUGGGCACCUCCUUUAAGUGAAGGUGGGGCUAUCACUGCCUACUCCGUUUGUCUUGCAGUCCGAAACACAGCUCCAUCAUCAUUGGGUUUUGUCCGUGUCUAUUUGGGACCAAAGACACAAGCUAUUAUUCCAAAUUCAGCACUUGAAGAAGCAAGAAUAGAUACCUCCACCAAGCCUGCUAUUAUAUUUAGAAUAGCUGCUCGAAACCAGCUUGGUUUUGGACCAGCCACACAAGUGAGGUGGUUACAAGAUUACACACCAAGAGGACUAGGAAAGAACAGUUCUUCAAUGCUGUCAAAUCCUCCUUCUCCAGCCAAGAGAUUAAAACUUGAGAGUGACUUAUAGAAUAAUUUUUGCUGAAAUUAUGUAUAAAAUAUUAAAUUAUGUACUGUGAAGGACAAAUUUUGUACCUAUGUACAAAUUUAUAUCUGAAGAUUAAAAUUGAACACAGUUAGAUUGUUUUAGAAUAGCUAUCUAUUUAUACAAUCGUUUAAGCAAGUAUUCUUGUAUAUGAAUUGAUUAUUUUUAUUAUCAAUCUAAAGUUUGCGAGUUUAUGCAUUUUGUUAAUAUUUUGUGUUCUUUUAUAUUUUAUUUAUUUUAAAGUUUGAAAACAUCCUUCUUUCUGGAAAAAAAAGGUUUGUCAUUUUCAAAAUUGUUUAAAAUUUUAUUUAUCCCUCCCCUCACCAUUUUUAGUAUUUGUAUAUGCCUGUUUUGUGUUUCGUUUGUUAAAAUUUAUGUUUAUUUUUAGAUUUUUAUUAUAAUUUUACAAUAUUAACCCUCCAAGGACAGUUUUUUUUUAAUAUGAAAACAGAUACUUUAGAUAAGCUUUUACUUAUUUCCAGAAUGAACUAAAAAAAAUAAUGAAGAAGUUUCCCACUUGUUUGGGUGGAGGGGGGAGGAUGGAAGAAACAGGGUGUGAUUUAGAUGUCACCAUGUUCAUCUCUAGAUAGGGCUAAGUAGGAAAUUAGGAAAAAAUAUUUCAAACUAUUUUAAAUAUGAUUUAAUGUUUUUUUAACAUCAGAAACAUCCAAAACUUUUUGAUGGACCAUAAAAUAUUAAUAAGAGUCAGUGAUAAUGAUAUAAAUUGUGAAAAGCAAAUCUGAUAAAGUUUGUGGUAUUUUAGAUAUAGUGACCAAUGUCAUAUUUCUUUCACUUUGCUCCCACCACACUGAAACACCUUAUAAUCUCAUAUCUUUUAUAUUUAACUUCACACAAUAGAGUUCAAUUUGAUUGUAUCUAAUGCUAUAUAACUCCUGAGAUCUUUUGAUAGUCUGUGCCCUUUUGUCAAUUUUAGUAGUACUCUGUAGAUAAUGCCAUAUAGUGAAAUAACCCUAACAUUUUCAAAUAUGUUAUGAUUAUUUCACUUAUUGCUUUAUUGCUUUUUGGCCAGAUAUUUUGUGCACUAGCCAUGCAUUAUGAAUUGCGAUAGCAAUCAACCCUAAUGGCCUAUGUGAGAUGAGUAUGAGAUAAUGGUUACGCUUGAAAUAUGGUUGAAUUAGAUCAUUGACAAAUCUUUUGAUUUCAUUUAAAAUUUUUUAUACAUUUAUAGAAAUUAUUUAAAUUUGUGGAUAAUCUGAAAAACAAAAAAACGAAACUGAACCAUUAUAAUUAUCAUAGGAGUUAAUUUACUUUCUAUAAUUCAUGAUCCAUGGGAUUAGUACUACAACAUUCUAGUAAACACACUAUAAACAAUAUAAUACCCAGGUGAAGUAACUAAUGAAUUAACAGUCGCUGUUUCUGGUUAUUGCCUGUAAGUUGGAAGGCACAAAAGUACUUGAAAUGCUCUGUAAGUGGAAGCUGUCAUAAUUUAAAAUGAAGAUUACAUUACAUAUUAGUCCUGAGAGGGUUAAUGGUUAUUGUGUUGUCUAUUUUGACAUUUCAUAAUAUAUUAUAAACAAAUUGAUUUUCUUUGACUGAAGAAUUAUUUUAAAUUUCAUCACAUAUAAUUUAGAUUAUUGAUUAUACUUGUUGUUGAGUGUGGACAAGUGGAUUAUUCAAGAUAAAUAUUUUAAAUUAGAUCCUAAAUUUUACCAUUUUUUAUAUUAAUAAUUAACCCUAAAUUAAACAGCUCCAAAUUCAAUGUCCAUGAUGUUACAAUUGAUAAAUAAAUAUCAGUAGAGCAAAACAAGUUUAAUUUGAUUUUGUUAUUUAAGUAAAUACAUUCAAAGAAGUCACAUGUUAGAAGUUUUUUUCCUGUAAUCAUGACCUCACUAUAGUUGACUUCUGACAGAUAUUUUAAAAUGUCUUCAUAUAGUGAAAUUACUAAUGUUUUUUCUCCAGAAAUCAUGGGUUAAAUAUUAAUGUUAGUUUAAUUUUUAGUAAUCCCAUAUUUUUGUAUUUAAAUUGUAUAUACUGCUAAGUGCAAUUCUAUUUACAAAGUAUAUAGUCAUACAUAUCUUGUGUAUAUCUUGAUUUAUCUGAUUUUUUUUUUAUUUGCUGUUACUGUUUGAUCAUAUGAUUAACCAAAUUAUUUUACCUUGUGCUUUUUCUUUUCUGAUCACCAUUUACUUGCUUUUAGUUCUUGACAUUUUUAAAAAUGUAUUUUUUUUUAUUUAUAUUGAUUAUUAUAAAGGCGUUUUUGUAAUAUUUUAUACACACACACACAAACGCUAACAAAGCAAAAAACAACAAUCUCAUACAAACAUUUGUAAAUUUAAAAUAAAAACAACAUUGUAAAACUAUAUUGAGAAAUGAAAGAGUUGGUUUAUUUUAAGUUCUAGUUUAGAAUAAUAUAUAUUACUUUUCUUUAGUUGUAAAUGUUUUAAAAAUGUGAUCUACUGUACGUAAAAAUAUUUUUAUUUUAAAAAAAUGUCAGCAAAUGAAGCCUGCAAAACUAUUUUUAAUAACUUUUAAAUUAAACAUUUUUAAGAGAUAAAAAAGUGAAGUGAAUAUAGACAUUUCUAAAACCUUCCCUAGUUAUUUUAAAACUUUGAACUCCUUUGUACCAAAGAAAUAGUAUUAUCACCCUGUUGUAAAUACUGUUAUCAAAACAAGUGAAUAAGACAUUUGUCAAUGUUAAUAUUUUUAUUGAGAAAAGCUCUUAUGUUGAGAGGAAAUCAUUGUAUAGAAUAUUUAAAAUUAUUAUUUUUGAUAAAUGUAAAUGUUACCUUGUGAAAAAUUCAGGUUUUAGGUUUUUUUUUUAACUUGUAUAUAUUGAGACUAACAUAUGAAAACUGUUUUUCCAGUCCAAAUUUGGUUCAGGGGAAUUUUCUUUGGCUUAUCCCGGUAACUAUUGUUCCUAGAAAAAUGCUUGUUCAUUACAUUCUUCAAGAUGAUAAAAUUCUCUGUAUCUUUCAUCUUUUUAACGUUUUUACAUAUCCAAUAAUAAAUACAAUACAUCAUUUCAAAUAUGAAGUAAUUUUUCUAACUUACAUUAAAUCUGUGAAAGAUGUUUGAUAGCAAUUGUUCCUACAUUCCUCUAAAUCUAUAAUUUAGAUGUAACAUUUCAUUAGAAGUUAUUUUCAAUCUCUUGCCCUCUUCUUCAUCGUAAAAAAAGUUUGUUAGGUGAGCUAAUGAUUAGGUUAAUAGUAAGUAUACAAAAUAAGAAAUACAAAGUUUUAUUGUUAUGGUUAAAAUUAUGAAGUACUCAUAUAAGUAAGGCACUUAAUAAAAAUAAGGUGCAAGUUCAACAAAAAUCUGUAUUUUAUAUAAAUUGUUAUAAACCAACUUAAAGGUUGUCUCAGAUCGAAAUUAUUAUGGCUGGAAUAUUUAACAAAAAUGUAUUUUAACACUGGCUACCGCACAUGCAGUUAUCAAACCAUUGUUGAGAUGUGGUAUUUUAGAGGUUCCCCAAAAAAAUAUAUUUAUUAUCUGAUUAAUUAUCCUUUGAUCUACCAACCUAGGAGUGCCCACAAGGGGGUUUCAUGUGUGCAAGUUGCACCAACAAAAUUUUUGAGGGGGUACAUUUUGAUGUGGUUUUGAAUAUUUGAGAGGAGAACAUUUCAAGGGGUUUAUAAAUUUUCGGAUUGAAAAGCUUCAAAUCAGUGGACAAGAGAAAAGUAUAGUACAGACCACUGAAAGUGUAAUUGUAUAAGAACUAUGAUUUUUAAAAUUUGAUCUUAGCUUGCACUGUUUUUAAGAAGAGAAUUGAACUAAAAUAUCUCAGGAGGAAGGGUUGGAGGAUCAUGCGCCAUGGACCUUGGGGGUGAUGGGCACCCCUGUAACAACUUGUCGAGAGGCAUUAACUUAUUAUCAAGAUAUCUAUUUAAAAAAAAAAGAAGCCAAAUAGAUUAUUAACAAGUAGUAAUUAUUGAUUAUGUAGUUACAGUUCAUAAUAUAGAUUCCUUUAUUAAAUAAUAUUAUAUUCUGUCACAUUCAAGGACAUCAAUAAUAGUGAUAGAGCUCAUUCACUUUCUAUGUACAAUAGAUAAAAGUAGAUUAAACAGCAAAAAUCAUAAUAAAAGUAAAUGUUUAUAAACAAAAGAAACUAAAUUAAUCAAGAUAACAACUUAAAUGAAUACAUAACUUUAUACAAUAUAUGUAAAAUUAAUCCACUCAGAACUCCAAACUAAGCCUUUCUCCCACUCGUGGAAGGAAAGGCAGGACUCUGGGAGAAUCCAGCGCCUCUCACUCAGCCGCAUUAGAAUAGAAUAGAAAAGUAA